AUGAGAAGACAUCGAGCAGAGAGAGUAGGCUAUCGAGAGACUCUGUCUAUCUGGGACUAUAAUCAGAUAAUCUCUCUAUCCUCUCGCUCUCUCUCGAGCUCGAGCUCUCUAGAGCUAUAUAGAGCUCUCUUCUCUCUCUCUCUCUCUCUCUCUCUCUCUCUCUCUCAAAUGUGUUAGUCAUGCAAUAUUAAGUGCAGUCAUCUGUUGAGAUGGUGGGGUUGGUCGGUGGUUGGUUGUCAGGGUCUAACACUAGCCACAUGUCUAAAGAAAGGUGCUCAACCCAUCCAAUUAGUCUACAAUUAGGGUCACCACUCUGUGCCUUCGCAUCUGUGCUCCUCACUCAGCCCAUGGCUGACUGCUGACUACCCAGCAGGGGGUGAAAGGGGAGGAUAAGGGUGAUUGGGGAGGGGGGGGGGGGGGGGGGGGGGGGGUCACAUUAUGUCUUGUGUUGCAAUAUCCUGAUUUCUAGAACAAAUUAAUAUUUUUGGGAGGGGUUUUGCACCUUUUUUGUGUGUGUAAUGUGUUAUAGGAUCAGAAUAAUGACAUAGAAAAGUGAAUGCCUUGUUUAUGGAAUAGAUAUAAGAUAUACUGUAUAAGAUAUUAAGCUGCAAAACAGACAAACAUUGACCACAUCCUAAGUAUAAGAUAAAGUGUUGACCUCUAUAAUAAGAGCCCCUGUCUUUACCAUGUGAGACGUACAGUGACAGCUGGACAGGAGGACAGAGGGACAGGGGGAACAGGGGGACAGAGGGACAGGGGGACAGAGGGACAGACGGACAGAGGGACAGAUGGACAGGGGGACAGGGGGACAGAGGGACAGAGGAACAGGGGGACAGGGGGACAGAGAGACAGGGGGACAGAGGGACAGAGGGACAGAGGGACAGGGGGACAGGGGGACAGGAGGACAGGUGGACAGGGGGACAGGGGGACAGGGGGACAGGGGGACAGGGGACAGAGGGACAGAGGGACAGGGGGACAGGGGGACAGAGGGACAGGGGGACAGAGGGACAGAGGGACAGGGGGACAGAGGGACAGAGGGACAGGGGGACAGGGGGACAGAGGGACAGGGGGACAGGGGGACAGGAGGACAGGGGGACAGGAGGACAGGUGGACAGAGGGACAGGGGGAGGCCUCAAGCCCAGUGAUUUAUCAGUGAUUCUCAUGAUUUGGGCAAGAGCAAAGCCAGUCAGUGUGAGCCUAGUUAUAUAAAAUAACUAGCAGCUGCGGGGGAAGGGGGCAACUGUCCCAUGUUUUCAGGGUCAGGGGUCAACUCUCUAAGUACUGUUGCAGUUGUUUUUCACACAAGAAUCUCGGCCUACUGUUGCAGAUCUGAGUGGAGCAUUAAAAGGGAAGUACACACCGCUUUAGUUUACGGGCAAACCCUCUCCUCCGCCCACUGACUGGGGCCCUGCUCUGCUCUUGGAGCCUGUGGCUGCAUCCCAAAUGGCACCCUAUAUUCCCUAUAUAGUGCACUAUAUAUUUUUUUUUAACCAGGGCCCAUGGUAGUGCACUCUGUAGGGUGCCAUUUGGGAUGCAGCCUGGGAUUGUAGUGUCCCAUGUGCAGCCAGCAGCAGCUCCCAGCAGCUCUCCCAGCGUUAUGGACACAGAACAAGCAGCGGCUCAGUGAGAGGAGCAGCGGACACCCCUCCCCCUCCCCUCCAUCGCUGUGCCAUGCAGACUGGGGGCCUGAGGCACAGAGAGAGAGAGAGAGAGUGGGAUGAGGAGUUGAGAGAGAAGAUCAAAGCAGGAAGCAUGAAAAGGCUCCCAUCACACAAGUAAGCCUCCUCCCUACGUAUACACACACAUGCACACACACACACACACACACACACACAAACACACACACACAGAGCCUUGAGCCUCUCGUCCCCCUUCAUGCAGCAGCCGUCCGUGGAGGCUGAGAGGAGAGAGCAGGUCCCAGGGCCGUGUGAGCCUGACAACAGAUGGCUGAGACUGGGGAGCACAGACCUUAACACGUGCCCCCUGCUGGAGCUCAGAGCUGGCAACAACAUCUCAAGGACAUUCUCCAUGCCUGUGAGAGAAAGUGGGCUUGUUCGACUUUACAGCUGACAUGAUGCAUUUAGGGUAACUUGUAACUGACUGUGAUCGUCAAACAAUAAUUAUUAGGUAUUUAGGAUGCAAGGUGAUUAGUAGAUCAGACAGUCGCCUGCCAUUUCAGCUCCAAUGUUGACCAAGCCCAUGUGUAUAUUCCACAAUUGCUGCACUCAAUGCCCAGAUAUGGGCACCAUGGCUCUUCCUAUAAAAUAGUAUAAAUAGUUGUGGUGAAAUCACACUGCAGUCUUGCUUUCAUAUGAACUCAAAUCAAUCCCAACGUUCCCAUUUAUAAAAACAUUUGUUGUUCUCAGAGUUAUCUGUUUAGACAAGUGGCUUUUCCUGGACAAAUAUAUUUAGAUCACAUUGUGUGUUGAGAAGGUAAACAUUGGUUGACACAGGCCUGCCAUAUCUGUAGAGCCCCUGUAAUUAUGGGGCCAACAGUGGGGAGGGGAGGGGCUACGUUCUCACACAAAGAAGAAUGAGUCUAGCUGCUGUUUGUACAGUAUAUAAAGCCACUGUUGCCCCCAUCAGUAGGGGACCGGAGUGUUGAUGAAAUGCUGGAAGGAAGGCCUCCUCUGUCACUGCCAGGGAGAGCAUGUUCAUUACAGGGGCUCUAGAGCCUGCUAGACAGCACCCCGGCUGAGAAGACAACAACUAAUCAUCUUAUUAGAGUGGUAAACAGCAUGGUAUAGAAUACUGGGAUGUUAGACUUUAGAAUACUGGGAUGUUAGACUUUAGAAUACUGGGAUGUUAGACUUUAGAAUACUGGGAUGUUAGACUUUAGAAUACUGGGAUGUUAGACUUUAGAAUACUGGGAUGUUAGACUUUAGAAUACUGGGAUGUUAGACUUUAGAAUACUGGGAUGUUAGACUUUAGAAUGCUAGGAUGUUAGACUUUAGAAUACUGGGAUGUUAGACUUUAGAAUACUGGGAUGUUAGACUUUAGAAUACUGGGAUGUUAGACUUUAGAAUACUGGGAUGUUAGACUUUAGAAUACUGGGAUGUUAGACUUUAGAAUACUGGGAUGUUAGACUUUAGAAUGCUAGGAUGUUAGACUUUAGAAUACUGAUAUGUUAGACUUUAGAAUACUGAUAUGUUAGACUUUAGAAUACUGGGAUAUUAGACUUUAGAAUGCUGGGAUGUUAGAUUUUAGAAUACUGAGAUAUUAGACUUUAGAAUGCUGGGAUGUUAGACUUUAGAAUACUGAUAUGUUAGACUUUAGAAUACUGGGAUAUUAGACUUUAGAAUGCUGGGAUGUUAGACUUUAGAAUACUGGGAUAUUAGACUUUAGAAUGCUGAUAUGUUAGACUUUAGAAUGCUGGGAUGUUAGACUUUAGAAUACUGGGAUGUUAGACAUUAGAAUGCUGGGAUGUUAGACUUUAGAAUGCUGGGAUGUUAGACUUAAAGAUAAUGGGAUGUUAGACUUUAGAAUACUGGGAUGUUAGUAUUGGAAUUACAAGUGCUGCACCAGAUCAAGACAGUCACAUACAAGACUUAAGACUUCCAUAAAGGCGCUAUGGGAUAUCUGAAAAGCCCUUUUCAUUCAAUGUAAUACAGUUUUGUCAAUACAAUUAAGUUAUGUAGAAGUUUAAUAAAGUUUUACUGCCACCUGCUGGAAACAACAGCACUCUGUGUUUACUGUUUAGGAACGGGUUCAUCUCGGAAACCCAGAACAAAAAUCUUGCAUAAUUGCGUCAGAUACUCGAUUUAUGUAAUGUAGUCUGUCCACAAGAGAUUAGGAAUGGGACUUUGCCUUGUUUAGAUUUAGCAACAGUUGUAGAACUGGAAACCCAGACGGUGCAAACAGCAAAUGUUCCUGGAGCCUGACCUGUUGUGUCAUGAGGAGAGCAAACAGCAGAGCUAUCAGUCUGUCCACCUGCCCGUCUGUCCGUCCGCUUCUCCGUCUGUCCGUCCGCUUCUCCGUCUGUCCGUCCCCUUGUCCGUCCGUCCGUCCGUCCGUCUGUCUGUCAGUCUGUCCACCCAUGGUUUGGGAGACAUGGUUGUUUGUGUCAGCUAGCCCAGUUAUUCUGUCUAUCUGCCUUUCCAUCUUGCAGACUCUUGGGAAGUGGGUGUAUAUUGCUGUCACGAGAAUUUUGUUAUCUCAAUGGUUGAAGUCAAACACUUCUUAAAUCUUUUAAUAAUUCCCAAAAGGUUGUAAAUCUCUUAGUUUGAAUAAAUUAAACAAAGACUCAAUUCUGCAAUGGUCAGCCUUUAUUCAUUGAGAGCGCUCUGCAACAAAAUGGUCGUACAAUCUUUUUAUACACACACCUCAGAGGAAAAAACCCACCCCGCUGUAGGCGGGCUGUAUUUUUCCACUGUACGCAUCUUGUAAGCUCACACCUGGGUUUAGCUCAUGUGAUUUUCCUCUGCUCUCCUGACCAUUAGGUCACACACACACACACGCACGCACACAUACACACACACACACACACACACACACACACACACACACACACACACAUGUUCUUAUCAUAGUCUACUCCUUGCUCGGGCAGGCUGCAUUCUUCAGUUAUCACGUCCUCACAAUAUCCUGCAAUCCUUUUUUCACUCCCCUUUCCCUGUGUGUUUUGGGAACCAGUCUCCUGUUAUUGGUUUCAAUCGUUUUGCACUUCUGCUUGCCUAAUUACAAGACACAAAUACUCUGUUGCUGGGAUAUAAACAUAUUUGAUUAACUCUCUAAGCUCUAGUCUACUAAUUAGUCAUACAUUAUUAGUUUAACUGAGGGUGUGACAUUUUAGUCAUAUCUUACUCACACAUUUCUUUAUCAAUCCACCCUUUGACUAAAUUUCACACACACAUUUAAAAUACAUUCUUAUAAAAUGAAACACACAACAAGGCAUACAACUUGUUUUGCAUAUUAAAUGAGUCACUAGUACAAAACACACUAUAAAAAUACAAUUUGUCUUGCAUUGCUACCAAAUUUUACUUCCAACCAUAACUCACUCUCCUUGUUAGGAUUUUUACUAUAACUUUCAUUCAAAAGAUAGUAUACUAAACAUCAAAAAUUGUCUCAUCCAAUUUAGGUUCAUCAGGGUUAAAAUCUUCUGCAUCGUCCACUAGAGCGGGAGGAUAUAGGUCGUCGUUCCAUCGGUCUGAGUAGGGAAUGGGCCCAUAGGUCACAACGCGUUGCUCACCAGCCCUCAAUAGGACUUGGUAUGGUCCCUCCCAGCGUGACUGCUUUCAAUCCUUUUUCCUCAACGAUUGGAUCCACACCCAGUCUCCAGGUUGUAUACUAUGAGUCACCUUCUCCUUCAAUUCUCCCGUAGGACACAAAUUCUUAGACAUACGGGUAUGGUUAACGAACAAUAUUCUCAUGUGUUCUGCUAGUGUAUUCUCUAGUUCUAUGUCUGCCUGUUCUGGUCCUGCCAACUGUGGCAUUCUGUAAGGUCUUCCAAACACUUUGUCAAAGGGGGACAAUCCGUUCUUAUCUGGCGUUAUUCGGAUAGUCAUUAGUACGAUUGGCAGACAUUGUACCCAAUUUCUUCCUUUCACUCCGUGAUAACUCUAUAAAAUCAAUUUCCAAUUGCUGGACUGGAUAUUUUGCCAGGGGGAUAUUCCCCCUGGGGUGCUCUCUGUCUAUCUUGGUGAUUAUUCUGUGCACAGAUGACACAUUUUUUUAGUAAUUCGUUAUAUCAUAGGCCACAAAGUGUUUCCUAACCUGCUCUACCAUCCCCCCUAUUGACACAUUGCUUUACCCAUGUGUCAAUAUUUCCGCAUAUCAAAACAGUGACUUUAAUACAUUUUAUAAUUUAUCCUUAUGCCAGACAUUAUCUCGUAGGAUUACCCCUUUCUUUACAGUAUGAAAAUGUAUGCACUCACCAACUGUAAGUCGCUCCGGAUAAGAGCGUCUGCCAAAUGGCCAAAAUGCAAAAUGUAAUCAAGAACAUAGGAAAUAUCUGUUUCCCCAUAUAUUGUUCCUGUCACCCUUCUUAAUGUCACAUUUGCCAAUAAAAUCCCUUACUUUGUAUAAGUAAGCAGUGAUAUUUUAUUCCAGGCAUCUAUUUAAAAAGAUGUUUGAUAUGUUGUCUCCUACUGUCCCUUAACAUAUAUUGUAGGGGAUUUCCCUCAAUCCUGAAAAAAUAAAAAUACAAAAAAAAUCCCCCCUUAGAACACAUCGGAUAACUCCAUGUUUCAUUAAAUUCACUAAACCUAUAAAUAACAAGCCCAUAACCAUCUUCCGGUAAUCUACUGAUUUAAACCUGUUGCAUUAAUUUAUUAAAAUAUAAACCUAUUGUUUAAUAAAUCCAGAACCUAUGAAAAACAUUUACUACGCCAUCAGCCUAAUAGUAAAAACGAUCUCCCAUUGUUCAAUGUGAACUGUCUGCAUAACUCACUGUUGUAUAAACAAACUAUUGAGACAUCCGCUUCACAUUACCCUCUGCUUCGUUUACUAUAUCCUGGCAUUAGUAAAUUCUAUCCACACACCACCAAAAACGAAUAACAUAUUUGCAUACACGUAACUAGAACGCAUGAAUUUAAUACAAUUUUUGCUUAACCAAUGCAAAUCAACAUUUCUCAUCACCCAAUUUCUAUUACUUUUUUUUUUCACACAGGAAAUCCUCUACAAUCUCUACCCUCAUCUAAAUGUACCACAGGAAUUGAAUUGGCUCUCCAAUUCAAUUUCCAACGAUACCUAUCCGUGGAUGUGCUGUGCUGAUCUCCAUUCUCAAUGUUGACCCAAUCAGUGAUCCUCUUACCCUUGGAUACCCACUGGCCCAUGUCUUUCCAGUCCUCUGCUGGCUCCUUUGCUAGGGACACAUGUGGGUUCCAUUUCUCUCUUAACAGUCUCUGACUUUGGGGCCCUAGUUCCACUUCCACUGCUGCGUGGGUGUUGUCAUAGUGAAACCAUUUUAGUGCUACAGUUCUUUCUGUGGUUUUAAAUAGUGCUUCGUCAUAGACGGGUAUGGUUGCCUCUCCUCCUGAUUGGUCCUGUUUUAGGGUUAUUGGGGCUGAUAACCUUUCAAUAAAUUGAUGACCAGAGGCAGAUCGCACUAUGAUUUUCUCCCCAUCAAUCCUCACUCCCUCUGGUUUGUCUGCUGCACAGAUUGCUGUCCUGCAAGCCCCUGUAUCGCAUAGGAAUUUAAUUUUCUUACCCAUUACUGUCAAUGUCAAAUAAGGUUUCUGUUCCUGUUGAAGUGCUAGGUCAAUAAUUCAAACACCUCACAACUUGGAUCAAUGGGCUCCUCAGUCUCCUCCUCACUAGAAUCUACUCCCAGCAGAACUGACAAAAAAACAAAACAGACUGUGAUUUCCAGGACACUGCCCCUUUGUUCUGGCCUCACUACAUCCCCGAGAGUUGGCACUCCCUUCAGGGCUCUUGGUAAACUGCAUACCUUUUAACCUCAAUCAGUGUCGUUGUGCCCCAGUCAGUCAGGGUCUUUUUUAUUGUUUGAGAAAUUUCAGGCCUCAUUCCGCUUAAAAAGGCUAUUUUUAAUUGUUGAUGAUACGGCCCAUCUGCUACCUGUUUGCACUCAUGGAUUUUAGAAAAAUCAGCAGGUCUAUGGCAGUAAUCUCUGAGAUUGUUACAUAGUUGAUUAAGUUUAUCUCGAUACUCUCCGUCUACGGCCCACUGUAAAAUAACUCUGUCCCCCCUUCCUGGGGUCCAGUCUCCCUUCACAGUUGCCUAUCCUAUCCUACCACUAUCUGCAAUCUCGAUGGUCGUGGCCUGUUCUCUUACAGUAUUUGCACGGCGCCUCACACUCUUUGGCAAAAUGCCCUUCUUGACUACAGUUAAAGCACUUAAUCUGCUCAUGAUGGAUUGCAUAUCUUUUAACCUCAGCUAGUGGUUUCGUUCCCCACCCUAUCAAGGUAUUUUUAAUGGUCCUGCUUAUCUCUGGUCUCAUUCCACUGAGGAACGCUAUUUUUAAAUGCUGAUGGUAGGGCGUAUCAUUCCCCUGUCUCUGGUCUGGCUCGGGUAUGCCACUGUUUGCGUUGAACACAUCCUUAAGCCUCUCUAAGUAUUGGCUAAUAGUCUCACUAUCCUCUUGUUUACACUCAUGUACUUUAAAGAAGUCUGCAUGACGAUGGCAAUGUUCCCUGAGGCUAUUACACAAUUCAGUUAUUUUCCCAACAUACUCUCCGUGAUCAGCCCAUGGCAAAAGUGCCCUCUGGGCAUCCCCUGAAACCCACUGCCCUCUAACGGCAGCCCAAUCCUUUCUUGGGGUGGGUCAUUCCUUCUACCACUCGGGCCACGUCCCUCUGUGUCCAUGGCCUGUAUACAUCUAUUAUAUGUUAUGAUCAACUUUUGUAAUUAACCAUUUAAAUUAUUCAACCCGUAACCCAGAGUGUUUUAAGACCCCAUUUUCAUGAAACGGAUGGGACAACCAUUCUUUCUCACGCGACCUAUUUUAGUCCCUUCCUUGAAACAAUUAAUUAUCGCAACUUUCAAUGGAUCAUUAGGUCUCACACAUAUACAACCUUAUAUGAUUAUUAGUUAACACUAUCGGUAACCCGGAGUUUGUAAGGCUCCAGUUUUCACUGAAACUGAUAGAGUUACGGCUAAUCUACAGUUGUUUAUGACUUUUGACUUGUUUAAUGUAUCUAUCUCACACGAUAAUAGUUAUUUCCCUUCUUGAUAUUUAUUGCCGUUCCCGGACCGUCUCACUAUCACCUCUCCCUCCUCGAAGUUUCACCCCCAUUUUUAAUUUAUCUAGAAUACUGGCGCAUUGGGUUUUCUCUAGAUAAAACGUCUAAAAACACUGAAGUUUACUUCCUUCCUGUGUACUCUUGUCAAUCCUAGAUUGGACGCAACGCAAGGUCAGUUUAUUUUUGGUAAUGGACUCAACUACCUGGAGUCAUGCUCGGAUCCCCCCCCCCCCCCGUUUACUUAAGUAUAUUUGCUAUACCACUCGCAUUUUAUAUCUAUCUAGAAUGCUGGCGCAUUGGGUUUUCUCUAGAUAAACGUCUCAAAACGCGAUGGCCAAGACUUACUAGAUUUUGGUAAUCAUUCUCUGCCCUUUACAAGAAUUACAGAUUAUUAUUGCAAGUUCAGAUCACUUUCCACCAAAAUCCAAUGAAUAAAGAUUACUGACCUUAUUUUUGCAGCUCAAUUUUGGUUGGAUAUUGUCACCAUUUCUGUCGUUUCCAGGUUGUCACCGGCCUGUAUUUGAACCCCCAAUCUCAGAGGGCAGGUCUUUGUCUAUACGGAUGUAUCAUCCGCCCGUGCACGGUUUUCGGUGUCCCCCGGAACGACAGAGGACGGGUAUUGAUAUCCGGCUCGAAGGACCAAGCUGUCACGAGAAUUUUGCUAUCUCAAUGGUUGAAGUCAAACACUUCUUAAAUCUUUGAAUAAUUCCCAAAAGGUUGUAAAUCUCUUAGUUUAAAUAAAUUAAACAAAGACUCAAUUCUGCAAUGGUCAGCCUUUAUUCAUUGAGAGCGCUCUGCAACAAAAUGGUCGUACAAUCUUUUUAUACGCACACGUCAGAGGAAAAGUCCCACCCCGCUGUAGGCGAGCUGUAUUUUUCCACUGUACGCAUCUUGUAAGCUCACACCUGGGUUUAGCUCAUGUGAUUUUCCUCUGCUCUCCUGACCAUCAGGUCACACACACACACAUACACACACACACGCACGCACACACACACACACACACACAUGUUCUUAUCAUAGUCUACUCCUUGCUCGGGUAAGUGGAGUUAUCGCCGUUCUCACAAUAUCCUGCAGCAUGUUUCAUACUCUCUUCCAAGCCUAAUGGUUUCUCCCCUCCCUAAAUUGGGAGGCCUAUUUCCUUUUCUUGGUUUCUCAGUUGUCUGUAGACAGUUCUCCUUGUCCUUUGUUGUCUGGCCUAACUCCUACUCACAUUGCUAAAUAGUAACACAAUGUCAUAAUCUUAACUUGCCCUACGCUCACACAUUACUAGGUAGUAGUCUUAUGAUUCUAACACAUUUCACAAAGUGGAGUGUAAUAAUUACUCAUUACCAAAUUAUUCUAUCAAUUGCUGAGAGUUCAGGCCGUCCUUCCUGUGAGCAAAUACUGAAUACCUUAUUACACACUGCCUGGAUAGAGGUCUCUGUGCCGGUCGAUGUCGUCGACUUCUAUGGCUUCGGUAUUCUGGAUCAGAGGACGCUGAUGCUUCAGCAUCAACUCUAACUUUACUCUGCAUGACAACAACACAUGGACUUCAGUGAUCCCCUUCCCUGUUUCUGAGGGCCUCCUGACAACGUGCCCUGACUGCCUCCUGUCCCUGGAGAGAUGGGCUGAGGAUGGGAAGACCUACAACUCCCUACCGCUCUACAGUAGGAGAAGGGAGCUCACUGCUGCUGAACUGGACUUCUAUAAGAAACAGGUAGCUUGUCUCAGUCUGCCACCAGAGACGUUCAUGGAUCCACAGAAAGAGCUCUGUCCCGACACAACUUCCUGUUUCUCGUAACAGAAGUAGGGUUUACCACUAUGUUUUCAUACCAUCUGGUUAACAAAAGCCACUGGGUGUUGGUCUACAGACUAACCUCAUAAUCUAGCCACAUACCCAGCAAAUAAACUUGUUACAGGCCAUAUUAUUGUUUUUACAGUCAGUAUGUUACAUUGACCACUGAGUUCAGGUUAUUUUUACUGUCAGUAUGUUACGUUGACCCCUGAGUUCAGGUUGUUUUUACUGUCAGUAUGUUACAUUGACCACUGAGUUCAGGUUGUUUUUACUGUCAGUAUGUUACGUUGACCCCUGAGUUCAGGUUGUUUUUACAGUCAGUAUGUUACAUUGACCACUGAGUUCAGGUUGUUUUUACAGUCAGUAUGUUAUGUUGACCCCUGAGUUCAGGUUGUUUUUACAGUCAGUAUGUUAUGUUGACCACUGAGUUCAGGUUGUUUUUACAGUCAGUAUGUUACGUUGACCCCUGAGUUCAGGUUGUUUUUACAGUCAGUAUUUUAUGUUGACCCUUGAGUUCAGGUUUUGUUUAGGAAUUCAUCUCGGAAACCCAAAACAAAAAUGUUGCGUAAUUGCGUCAGAUACUCAUUUUAUGUUAUGUAGUCUGUCCACAAGAGAUCAGGAAUGGGACUUAGUCUUGUUUAGAUUUAGUAACAGUGGUGGAACUGGGAACCCAGACAGCAGAGGGGGCUAGUGGGAGGAGCUAUAGGAGGACGGCUUCAUUGUAAUGGCUGGUAUGGUAUCAAUGGAACGGAGUCAAACACGGUUUCCAUAUGCUUGAUGUGUUUGAUACCGUUCCAAUAAUUCCAUUCCAGCCAUUAUAAUGAGCCUGUCCUCUUAUAGCUCCUCAUACCAGCCUCCUCUGCCAGACAGUACAAACAGCCAAUGUCCCUGAAAUCUGAUCUGUUGUACCAUGAAAGGCACAGGAGAGCAAAUAUUAAAUCAUAUAAAAGACUGGAACUAUCCUUGGCAUCAUUGAAACAUCAACAGGCAUAGUGAGACAGACUUACUGUACAGAGACACAGGGAGAUACAUUAUAGUGAGGGAGACAUAUUCAAAUCAAAUCAAAUCAAAUCAAAUUUUAUUGGUCACAUGCGCCGAAUACAACAGGUGCAGACAUUACAGUGAAAUGCUUACUUACAGCCCUUAACCAACAGUGCAUUUAUUUUAAACAAAAAAGUAAGAAUAAAACAACAACAAAAAAGUGUUGAGAAAAAAAAAAAGAGCAGAAGUAAAAAAUAAAGUGACAGUAGGGAGGCUAUAUAUACAAUAGAAUAAAGUGACAGUAGGGAGGCUAUAUAUACAGGGGGGUACCGUUGCAUAGUCAAUGUGCGGGGGCACCGGCUAGUUGAGGUAAUAUGUACAUGUGGGUAGAGUUAAAGUGACUAUGCAUAAAUACUUAACAGAGUAGCAGCAGCGUAAAAAGGAUGGGGUGGGGGGGCAGUGCAAAUAGUCCGGGUAGCCAUGAUUAGCUGUUCAGGAGUCUUAUGGCUUGGGGGUAGAAGCUGUUGAGAAGUCUUUUGGACCUAGACUUGAGAUAUGAUGCUGGCGGUGUGUGACGCUGUUGUCCUGGGCCUUCUCUCAGUGAGUGGCUCCCAGGCGGCCCCUUUAACCUGUGAGGAUCUCCUGAGACCACUGGAGCUGAGCGGUGUCAAUCAGGUACUAUCUAUCUGAACUGUACUGUCUGUCUGUCUGUCCAUCUGUCCGCGUGUCUGUCUGUCCGUCGUCUGUCUGUCCGUCAUCUGUCUGUCAGUCCGUCUUUAAUUACAAAAGGCACUGAGCCCUCCGGCUCCUGUCUGUCUGUCCACCCAUGGUUAGGGAGAUGUGUUUUUUUUUGUUUUAGCUAGCCCAGUUAUUGUCUAUCUGCCUUGGGAAGUGGGUGUAUAUUGCUGAGAGUUCUGACCGUCCUUCCUGGGAGCAAAUACUGUAUACCUUUUUUACACAGUGCCUGGAUAGAGGUCUCUGUGCCGGUCGGUACCCAGAACAACAUUCUUGACAUCGCCCAGUUCCAUGGCGUCGGUAUUCCACAUCAGAAUGCUUCAGGAAUCGAAUGCUUCAGGAUCAACUCUAACUUUACUCUGCAUGACAACAACACAUGGACUUCAGUGAUCCCCUUCCCUGUUUCUGAGGUCCUCCUGACAACGUGCCCAGACUGCCUCCUGACCCUGGAGAGAUGGGCUGAGGAUGGGAAUACCUCUCUAAAGCUCUACAGUAGGAGAAGGGAGCUCACUGCUGCUGAACUGGACUUCUAUAAGAAACAGGUGGAUUGUCUCAGUCUGCCACCAGAGACGUUCACGGAUCCACAGAAAGAGCUCUGUCCCGACACAACGCCACUCUUAGAAGAUCAAAUCGAUAAGGCAGUUGAGAGGGCAGUUGAUAUUAUUUCAGAGAUUCCAAGAAUGAUCAGAAAUACAUUUAAACAUUUAAAGAAUGCUGUUUUUCAGACAUUUUCUGAGAUUUUGGGUUCAUGAGCAGUUGCCUCCUCCUCCCUGAUUGGUUUGGUGCCCACCAUGUAUUCUACUGUAACCCAGGGUUACAGUACCUAACCCAGCAAGCCUGUAAACAGUCACUGAUGCCAGCCUUGAUGUGGGACCAAACUCCACUCUGCUAGUGUUGCUCUACAUUCAACACAAUAAAUGCAGAUUAAGACAAAUAUGACUUACACUAUUUUUUGUUUGUCCCAAUAAUCAAUUACAAUCGGGAGCAUUUGAAAAUACAAUUUAAAAAAAUAAUGGGUGAUAGUCUACUUUAGCGUUUCCCAAACUCGGUCCUCUGGGACCCCAAGGGGUGCACGUUCUGGUUUUUGUCCUAGCACUACACAGCUGAUUCAAAUAAUCAAAGCUUGAUGAUUAGUUGAUUAUUUAUAUCAGCUGUGUACAACUGAGCUGACGGGAGAGGUUGUGUUUUCUCUAGCAGGAGAGGUAAGCUUGGCUUCUUAUAUGGUGUUGAGUUAAGCUUAAACCAUGUAUUUAGAUUGUAGGUAGGUAUUGUAGUUUGGUAUUAUAGGUAGCUUACUCAGGUAGUUAUUGUAGGUAAUUAUUGUAGGUAAGGACUGUAUUCGGCGGACCCCGGCGAAGCACGAGGCUAGCCUACCCACUACUUGGACCAACAAAGCUAGCUAGCUAGCGGGUAGCUACCGGUAACUUUUAGCAACUGUGGUUAGCUGUUUCCAAUGUUAUUUCACGCUUAAGAGUACCUGUAAUUGAGCCAGCUAGCUGCCACCUUCAGCUGUUUUUCUAACCUCAUUAUCAUUAACGUUAGGUGGUUGGUAGCUGCUGUACUUAAUUUCGGCUACUGAUUGCAGUCUGCCAGUUUGGCUUUAUACAUAGCUUGGGCUUUGUCGAGUAAGGUUUAAGCUAUGUAUUUAGAUUGUAGUUAGGUACUAUAGGUAGGCAUCGUGGGCUGUAUAUUAUUAAGUAGUAUAGGUAGGCAUCGUGGGCUGUUGUGGGUAGCUGUUGUGUAGUUAUUGUAGGUUACUUUUGUAUUCGGCGGUGCCGGAUGUAGCACGAAGCUAGCUAGCUAACUCACCUCCUGGAUUAGCUGGCGAGUUGCUAUUAGCAACGGUUGCAACUAAAAACAAUAUCCCUUUCGCCAGCUACAUUCGUUCGCAGCGACGCCGUUCUUCAAACAAAGUCAACACAGUAGCCAUUGCUAGCCAGCCAACACUACCAGCUGGCUGUACUGUGGUAGCUAAAUACAAUAUCUUUGUGCUAGCUACCCAACGUUUAAUCAUUGCUGCGUUAUGAAAGGUAAGCUUGGCUUCUUAUAUGGUGUUGAGUUAAGCUUAAACCAUGUAUUUAGAUUGUAGGUAGGUAUUGUAGUUUGGUAUUAUAGGUAGCUUACUCAGGUAGUUAUUGAAGGUUAUUGUAGGUAAUUAUUGUAGGUAAGGACUGUAUUCGGCGGACUCCGGCGAAGCACGAGGCUAACCUACCCACUACUUGGACCAACAAAGCUAGCUAGCUAGCGGGUAGCUACUGGUAACUUUUUGCAACUGUGGUUAAUUGUUUCCAAUGUUAUUUCAUGCUUGAGAGUACCUGUGAUUGAGCCAGCUAGCUGCUACCAUUCAGCUGUUUUUCUAACCUCAUCCAAGGCAUUAACGUUAGGUGGUUGGUAGCUGCUGUACUUAAUCACAGCUACUGAUAAGUCUGCUGUAGUCUACAACAAUUCUAAUUUCUAAAGUGGAAGUUGGGAGAGUUUUACUCGGGUGGUUCAGUGAAACAAUUAUAGUUUCUGAGGUGGAAGUUGGGAGGGUUAUAUAUAUAUAUUUAUUUUUUUUGGUGAGGGAGGCCUGCUCUCUCCUUUCCCUGAUGUUCAGUUCAUUUCAUCCCGAUCUCCUCUGCAUUAUUGUAGCCAUCUGCUGCAGCCUGUCAACUAUGCCUCUGCCUAUCCCUGUUCUCUCCUCUCCGCACAGGCUACACAAACGCCUCACACCGCGUGGCUGCUGCCUCUCUAACCUGGUGGUCCCUGCACGCACCACACACCUGGAGUUCCAGGUCUCAGGCAGCCUCUGGAACUGCCGUUCUGCCGCCAACAAGGCUGACUUCAUCCCAGCCUAUGCUACCCUCCAGUCCCUCGACUUCCUGGCGCUGACGGAAACAUGGAUUACCACUGAAAACACUGCUACUCCUACUGCUCUCUCCUCGUCUGACCAUGUGUUCUCGCAUACCCCGAGAGCAUCUGGUCAGAGGGGUGGUGGCACAGGAAUCCUCAUCUCUCCCAAGUGGACAUUCUCAAUUUUUCCCCUAACCCAUCUGUCUAUCUCCUCAUUUGAAUUCCAUGCUGUCACAGUCACUAGCCCAUUUAUGCUUAAUUUUCUUUUUCAUCUAUCGCCCCCCAGGUUCCCUUGGAGAGUUCAUCAAUGAGCUUGACGCCUUGAUAAGUUCCUUUCCUGAGGAUGGCUCACCCCUCACAGUUUUGGGGGAUUUCAACCUCCCUGUGUCCACAUUUGACUCAUUUCUCUCUGCCUCCUUCUUUCCACUCCUCUCCUCUUUUGACCUCACCCUCUCACCGUCCCCCCCUACUCACAAGGCAGGCAAUACGCUUGACCUCAUCUUUACUAGAUGCUGCUCUUCUACUAAUCUCACUGCAACUCCCCUCCAUGUCUCUGACCACUACUUUGUUUCCUUUUCUCUCUCGCUCUCCUCCCACACUACUCACUCUGCCCCUACACAGAUGGUAAUGCGCCGCCGCAACCUUCGCUCUCUCUCUCCCACUACUCUCUCCUCUUCCAUCCUAUCAUCUCUUCCCUCUGCUCAAUCCUUCUCCCUCCAAUCUCCUGAUUCUGCCUCCUCAACCCUCCUCUCCUCCCUUUCUGCAUCCUUUGACUCUCUGUGUCCCCUAUCCUCCCGGCCGGCUCGGUCCUCCCCUCCAGCUCCGUGGCUUGAUGACUCAUUGCGAGCUCACAGAACAGAGCUCCGGGCAGCGGAGCGGAAAUGGAAGAAAACUCAACUCCCUGCCGACCUGGCAUCUUUUCACUCCCUCCUCUCUACAUUUUCUUCAUCUGUUUCUGCUGCUAAGGCCACUUUCUACCACUCUAAAUUCCAAGCAUCUGCCUCUAACCCUAGGAAGCUCUUUGCCACAUUUUCUUCCCUGCUGAAUCCUCCCCCCCCCCCCCCCCCCCCCCCCCCUCUCUCUCUGUGGAUGACUUCGUCAACCACUUUGAAAAGAAGGUUGACGACAUUCGAUCCUCGUUUGCUAAGUCUAAUGACACUGCUGGUCCUACUCACACUGCCCUUCCCUAUGCUUUGACUUCUUUCUCCCCUCUCUCUCCAGAUAAAAUCCUGCGACUUGUGACUGCAGGCCGCCCAACAACCUGCCCGCUUGACCCCAUCCCCUCCUCUUUUCUCCAGACCAUCUCCGGUGACCUUCUCCCCUACCUCACCUCGCUGAUCAACUCCUCCUUGACCGCUGGCCAUGUCCCUUCCAUCUUCAAGAGAGCGAGAGUUGCUCCCCUUCUCAAAAAACCAACACUCGAUCCCACUGAUGUCAACAACUACAGACCAGUAUCCCUUCUUUCUUUUCUUUCCAAAACUAUUGAGCGUGCCGUCUUUAGCCAACUCUCCUGCUAUAUCUCUCAGAAUGACCUUCUUGAUCCAAACCAGUCAGGUUUCAGGACUGGUCAUUCAACUGAGACUGCUCUUCUCUGUGUCACGGAGACUCUCCGCACUGCUAAAGCUAACUCUCUCUCCUCUGCUCUUGUCCUUCUAGACCUGUCUGCUGCCUUUGAUACUGUGAACCAUCAGAUCCUCCUCUCCACCCUCUCCGAGCUGGGCAUCUCCGGCGCGGCUCACUCCUGGAUUGCGUCCUACCUGACCGGUCGCUCCUACCAAGUGGCGUGGCGAGAAGCUGUCUCCGCACCACGUGCUCUCACCACUGGUGUCCCCCAGGGCUCAGUUCUAGGCCCUCUCCUUUUCUCCCUAUACACCAAGUCACUUGGCUCUGUCAUAUCCUCACAUGGCCUCUCCUAUCAUUGCUACGCUGACGAUACACAACUAAUCUUCUCCUUUCCCCCUUCUGAUAACCAGGUGGCGAAUCGCAUCUCUGCAUGUCUGGCAGACAUAUCAGUAUGGAUGACGGAUCACCACCUCAAGCUGAACCCUGGCAAGACGGAGCUGCUCUUCCUCCCGGGGAAGGACUGCCUGUUCCAUGAUCUCGCCAUCACGGUUGACAACUCCGCUGUGUCCUCCUCCCAGAGUGCGAAGAGCCUAGGCGUGACCCUGGACAACACCCUGUCGUUCUCCGCCAACAUCAAGGCGGUGACCCGCUCCUGCAGGUUCAUGCUCUACAACAUUCGGAGAGUACGACCCUGCCUUACACAGGAAGCGGCACAGGUCCUAAUCCAGGCACUUGUCAUCUCCCGUCUGGACUACUGCAACUCGCUGUUGGCUGGCCUCCCUGCCUGUGCCAUUAAACCCCUACAACUCAUCCAGAAUGCCGCAGCCCGUCUGGUGUUCAACCUUCCCAAGUUCUCUCACGUCACCCCCCUCCUCCGCACACUCCACUGGCUUCCAGUUGAAGCUCGCAUCCGCUACAAGACCAUGGUGCUUGCCUAUGGAGCAGUGAGGGGAACGGCACCUCUGUACCUUCGGGCUCUGAUCAGUCCCUACACCCAAACGAGGGCAUUGCGCUCAUCCACCUCUGGCCUGCUGGCUCCCCUUCCUCUGCGGAAGCACAGCUCCCGCUCAGCCCAGUCAAAACUGUUCGCUGCUCUGGCACCCCAAUGGUGGAACAAGCUCCCUCACGACGCCAGGACAGCGGAGUCACUCACCACCUUCCGGAGACAUUUGAAACCCCACCUCUUUAAGGAUUACCUGGGAUAGGAUAAAGUAAUCCUUCUACCCCCCCCCCCCCCCCCCCCAAAAAAAAAUUGUAAAGUGGUUAUCCCACUGGCUAUAGGGUGAACGCACCAAUUGGUGAGUCGUUCUGGAUAAGAGCGUCUGCUAAAUGACGUAAAUGUGCCCUUGAGCAAGGCACUUAACCCUAAUUGCUCCUGUAAGUCGCUCUGGUUAAGAGCGUCUGCUAAAUGACUAAAAUGUAAAUGUAAAAUGUGUAGUGCUAGGGCCAAAACCAAAAGGUGCACCCCUUGGGGUCCCCAGGACCGAGUUUGGGAAACCCUGUUCUACAUUUUUACAUUUUAGUCAUUUUAGCAGACGCUCUUAUCCAGAGCGACUUACAGUUAGUGAGUGCAUACAUUUUUCUACUUACAUCACUCACAGUAGCCUACUCAACGUAUCUUAUCGACAGGACAGAGAAGUCAUUCCUAAAACAUCAACACCACUCAUUAUGUUUAGGUCAUUGGUUCUUUUAUUUGGCAGUUUACAUGUUUCCUUGUCUUUAGCACAGAAAAUAAUGAGAUGGCGCAUGCUAUGUUGACAGAACCCCAAAGCUUUAUUCAGCGAAGCUUGAGACAUACGGAGGGAGAACUCUUGUACUGUAGUAGUCAGCUUGUGGAGGAUGCAGGCAGAUCGUUGUGACAUGUCUAAAAAGAGUCAUUUUAGUGUGCUGAAUGUGGAGCAUCCAUUCUCUAUCUAUGGAACUACCAGAAAGAGGACGCUGAUGAUAUGACACCUCACUUGAAACACACACACACACACGUAGACUUAGAGUGAACAUGUGCGUCUGUGUUAGUCUAUCAAGCUAAAGGAAAAGGGGGGCUUUAGAACAUUUUACUGGCCAAGAUGUCAUGUACGGUGGCGGUAUGAUGUAAUCAUAACAUUCAAGUGUGAAAUAACAGACUAGAUUAAGCUAAAGUAAAUCACCCGGGGCUGCAUCCCAAAUGGAACACUAUACCCUAUUUACUGCACUACUCUGGUCAACAGUAGUGCACUUUAUAGGGAAUAGGCUGCCAUAUAUAGUCAGGGGUCAGUCUGGAGGAAGUGAUAAACAGUUGAUCCCUCUGGACACACACAUGGUUAAAGAUGACCAAGCAUAUCUCUAGUUCCAGCUACCUCAAGCUCAUUUGAGGACAUGUGGACAUUUCAAGCCGAGGGUUUGGCAGAUUGUUAAUGUGCGUUCAUAGCGUGUGUGUAAUUGUGUGUACGUGUGUGUGUGUGUGUGUGUGUGUGUGUGGGAUGCCUGUCAGGAGUCUGUUAGCAUUCUUCACAAAGACACAGAAACUGACAUCAUCAGAAAACAAUGCAAACGUCAGCUAACAACCAACUCACAACACCAAAGCCUUUCACAAGAAAAUAUUUGUGGAUUCAAAUUUCAAGAACCAAUAAAAAAUGAGAUAACGAACAAAACAGUUGAAAUUGUACAACGCAGUACAUUUGAUACACUUAUUUGCGCUCAAUCAGCCUAGCCAUCAAGAUAGAUUAAAAAAUGAAAUAUUUACAAAAUAAUACCUAUGUUUUCAUGUUGUUGAUUUUUUCCCCUUAGGAAAAAAAAUCAUUCAUUAUCCAAUGAAGAAUACUGUUAAUACUGAUAGAGUGUGUGUGUGUGUGUGUGUUUGUGUGUAUGGAGGGGUUGGGUGGGUGGUGUAGUGUGUUGGUAGUGAGGUCCUCCACCCUCCAGGUCUCCAGGGCUUGGUGUCUGCUGUGGAGUGACCAGGUGUGAGGCUGGAUGGAGGGAUGUGGUUGGUGGACGUUGGGGAGAGGUGGGGCUCACGCUGUCAGCUCUUCCCUCAGCUCUUUGUUCCUGCGCACCACGGCUGCGUGUCUUUCCUGAAACACAGGACACAGACAGACACCGCAGAUAGAGAGUAGGAAGCUAAUAUCAACACUGGACAGGAAGUUAUAGCUAAACGAUAUACAGUCGUGAUGCACCCCUAGUGGUCUCUUAGAAUUAUAAUUUAUUUUCUAGUUCAAUCAUUCUAAUUCUAGAUCACACCUUCUCCUGCAGGUGUUCCAUCAUGGCUGCCAGGUGGGCCUGGCGGUUCUCCUUGAUCCAUCUUACAUUACUACUCCAUUACUACCUUACUACUACUACUACUACUACUACUACUACUACUACUACUACUACUACUGUACUACUACUGAUACUACUACUACUCCAUUACUACCUUACUACUCCAUUACUACUACUACUACUACUACUACUACUACUACUACUACUACUACUACUACUACUACUACUACUACUACUACUACUCCAUUACUACUACUACAGUACUACUACUACUACUCCACUACUCCAUUACUACUACUACAGUACUACUACUACUACUCCAUUACUACUACUACAGUACUACUACUACAGUACUACUGGUCAGUCUCCUCUCACCUUCUCCUGCAGGCGUUCCAUCAUGGCUGCCAGGUGGGCCUCCCGGUUCUCCUUUGAUUCUUUCCACUUCAUGGAGCUUCUCCUCUGCCAUCCAUGAAAUUGCUGUUACUCUUCCAUGGCCUUGAGCAAGUCCUCGUGCUCCCUGCUUCUCUGCAGGGGCCCUCAGACCUGGGCUCUUGGGAUGGACCACAGAGGGACAGGGAUGUCACCAUAGAGUUAGAAUCAAUGACUGGGACUGGACCAGCUAGGGGACCAGGGAUGUCACCAUAGGAGUUAGAAUCAUAGGACUGGGAUGGACACAGAGAGACCAGGGGUGUCACCUAGAGUAGAAUCAUACCGACUUUUGGCUGGACACCAGGGACCAGGGUAUGUCCCAACAGAGUUGAAUCACAGGACGGACUGGACCACAGAGAGGAAGGGAAUCACAUAGCGUUAAUCCACUAGACUGGGACUGGACCACAAGAAUGCAGUGUCACCAUAGAGUUAGAUCCUAGAUGGACCACAGUAGAGCAGAUGUCACCAUAGAGUUCGAAUCACUAGCUGGGUGGACCACAGAGAGAACCAGGGGAUUGUCACCACAGAGUUAGAAUCGCUAGGACUGAGACUGGACCAAAGUGGAGAGCAGGGAUGGUCACCCUAAGUUAGAAUCACUAGGGACUGGGACUGGACAACAGAGAGACCAGUGAUGUCACCAUAGAGUUAGAAUCACUAGGACUGGGACUGGACCCACAGAGCGAACCAGGGAUGUCACCACUUAGGAGUUAGAAUCACUAGGGACUGGACCACAGACGAGAGCCAGGGAUGUCACUAUAGAGUUGGAAUCACUGGGGAUCCGGGACCCCAAAGGAGAGUAGGGGAUGGUACACCAUUAGCGUUUAUAGAAUCACUAGGACUGGACCACAAGAGAGGAGCAGGGGAUGUCACAUAUCGAGUUAGCAAUCACUGGGAUCUGUGGACUGGACCCCAGAGAGAGCGGGAUGUCACUAUAUCCCGAGCUAGAAGCGUGUAGAUCACUAGGGACUGGGACUGGACCACAGAGAGAGCAGGGAUGUCACCAUAGAGUUAGAAUCACUAGGACUGGGACUGGACCACAGAGAGACCAGGGAUGUCACCAUAGAGUUAGAAUCACUAGGACUGGACCACAGAGAGAGCAGGGAUGUCACUAUAGAGUUAGAAUCACUGGGACUGGACCACAGAGAGAGCAGGGAUGUCACCACAGAGUUAGAAUCACUAGGACUGGGACUGGACCACAGAGAGACCAGGGAUGUCACCAUAGAGUUAGAAUCACUAGGACUGGGACUGGACCACAGAGAGACCAGGGAUGUCACCAUAGAGUUAGAAUCACUAGGACUGGGACUGGACCACAGAGAGAGCAGGGAUGUCACCACAGAGUUAGAAUCACUAGGACUGGGACUGGACCACAGAGAGACCAGGGAUGUCACCAUAGCGUUAGAAUCACUAGGACUGGGACUGGACCACAGAGAGACCAGGGAUGUCACCAUAGAGUUAGAAUCACCAGAAUGGUCAAAGCACCUCAGACCACAGUGUAAUUUGACUGGUACAUUCAAUAUGGCCGCCGCUCCAUCCACCACGGAAUGUGAACUUGAAUGGGACGGCUGUUCUAGUGAUUCUAAUUAUAUGGAUAUUAAUUAUUAUAACACACAGGGCCCUGGGGUGUCCUACUCAAAGAUAUAGAAUUCUAUACACUCUUAGGGGGAAAAAAGGUGCUAUCAGACAGCAGGCAAAAAGGGUUAUCCUAUGGGGACAGCUGAAGAACACUUUUGGAACCCUUUUUUCUAAAAGUUAUAUUAUUCUAGUUCUAUUUCAGGUCUACUACUCACCCUCUUCCGGACUGGACCACAGAGCAGUGAUGUCACCAUAGAAGUAGAAUCACUAGAUAUAGAAUUCCCUACUGCAGUUCUAUCAUUCUAGUUCUAUAGUUCUAAUACUCACCCUCUUCAGGACUGGACCACAGAGCAGUGAUGUCACCAUAGAAGUAGAAUCACUAGAUAUAGAAUUCCCUACUGCAGUUCUAUAAUUCUAGUUCUAUAGUUCUACUACUCACCCUCCUCCGGUCCUCAGCUGCCUCCAGUUUCUUCUGGAUGUCCUCUAGGGACACCUCCCUCUUGGGGGGCGAAAUGAUGCUAUGGGUCGCGUCUGACACCGGGGAGGGGGGCUUCAGAAACACCUCGAAGGCCUGGCCCGACGCCCGCUUGUUGAUUGGCUUCACCUCCAUGUCUGAAAAACAAGUGAAAACUUUCAGAGGACUACUUUAUUAUUUAAUAAAAAAACAUUUAAUUUACAUUUUACAUUUAUUUAAACAUAUCAUCUGUUUAAGAUAAAUAUAUUUCCUCCAUCUUCACCCUGGUUCUUUAUCCUUCUUCCUGUGUGUCUAGUUGUUCUGUGGUCUGGUCUUCUGGGGUCUGGUCUUCUAAGGUCUGGUCUUCUGGGGUCUGGUCUUCUAAGGUCUGGUCUUCUGGGGUCUGGUCUUCUAAGGUCUGGUCUUCUGGGGUCUGGUCUUCUAAGGUCGGGUCUUCUGGGGUCUGGUCUUCUAAGGUCGGGUCUUCUAAGGUCUGGUCUUCUAAGGUCGGGUCUUCUGGGGUCGGGGGUCUGAUCUUCUGGGUCUGGUAUUCUGGGGUCUGGUCUUCUAAGGUCGGGUCUUCUAAGGUCUGGUCUUCUAAGGUCUGGUCUUCUAAGGUCUGGUCUUCUAAGGUCUGGUCUUCUGGGGUCGGGGGUCUGAUCUUCUGGGUCUGGUAUUCUGGGGUCUGGUCUUCUGGGAUCUGGUCUUCUUGAGUUUGGGGUCUGGUCUUCUAUGUUCUGGGGUCUGGUCUUCUGGGGUCUGUGGUCUAGAUGGGUUAUGUUGUUUUUUUGGUUUAUAUAUGAUGUCCAUUUGGUCCAGGUAUUUACAAAGGGGUCCAGUUUCAAACGGGUUGUAACUGUUAUUUUUUCCCAUAUCUUGGAUGCCGUUGGUUAUGUUAGUCCCGUCCAGGAUGGUUGGUUAUGUUGGUCCAGUCCAGGAUGGUUGGUAAUGUUGGUCCCGUCCAGGAUGGUUGGUUAUGUUGGUCCCGUCCAGGAUGGUUGGUAAUGUUGGUCCCGUCCAGGAUGGUUGGUUACGUUGGUCCAGUCCAGGUUGGUUGGUAAUGUUGGUCCAGUCCAGGAUGGUUGGUAAUGUUGGUCCAGUCCAGGAUGGUUGGUAAUGUUGGUCCCGUCCAGGAUGGUUGGUAAUGUUGGUCCAGUCCAGGAUGGUUGGUAAUGUUGGUCCCGUCCAGGAUGGUUGGUAAUGUUGGUCCAGUCCAGGAUGGUUGGUAAUGUUGGUCCAGUCCAGGAUGGUUGGUAAUGUUGGUCCCGUCCAGGAUGGUUGGUAAUGUUGGUCCAGUCCAGGAUGGUUGGUAAUGUUGGUCCAGUCCAGGAUGGUUGGUAAUGUUGGUCCAGUCCAGGAUGGUUGGUAAUGUUGGUCCAGUCCAGGAUGGUUGGUAAUGUUGGUCCAGUCCAGGAUGGUUGGUAAUUGAAGUGACAGCCAGUGUCUUGCUAUUGCAUUUUUACUUGCAAUAAUUAAGAUGUUAUAUGGCAGUUUGUCUGUAUUGUUGAGUGCUUGUGGAGUAAUUCUGAGAUAUGUUAUAUUAUUUGGAUGUCCACUUUAAACAUGUCUUUGAGUUAAUAGAUUAUGUAUGUCCAGGAAGGUUGUAAUUUAGGGCAUGUCCAAAAGAUAUGUGAAGAUAUGUGCAUGUCAAACCAUUUCAUGUGUGUCUUGUGAAUGUUUUUCUGAGGUGUUGGAAUAAAGCAUGAGAAAAGUUUCUGUUGGACUUCCAUGUACAUUGGACAAUAAAAUAAUCUUCGUCAAUUCAGGAGGACAUUCAAAACAAUAACGGUAAAAGAUAAAGAUCUUCCAAUACAAUAAAGGGCUCAGCUCCUGGAUUGAGCUGAAAUGGCAUCAGGUCAACUACAGUGACAAUCAGACUGUAGUGCUUUGACUUGAUCUGAAAGACUACGCAUUGGAAGUAAAACGUGUCGUGUGUUAUGUUCCGCAGCAAGAAAAAAACAACAAUGUCGCUCAAACAGAAGGGGGAACUAACAAAGAGUCACAGACCAACAACCAAAAUGAAACCGGUGGGAUUCUGAAAGACACUCAUUGGGGUGUCCACUGAAAGCUGACUAGCAACAACAACUGGGACCUAAAAGACACCCACCAUGAGCACCUACUAAAUUUGCCCAAGAAGAGGCAAACAAAAUAAAAAACCCAAACUAAAAGACAGGAAGCAAACCAAAAGCUGGAGCAAAACGAAAUCAGGGAAAUCAGAUAAUGGAUUGUUUGUCUAGAAAUCAAAAUAGGGAGAGCCAACUAAAAGAGUUAACCCUCCACAUCUAUCAAGACAACUAAAGGAGUUAACCCUCCACAUCUAUCAAGACAACUAAAGGAGUUAACCCUCCACAUCUAUCAAGACAACUAAAGGAGUUAACCCUCCACAUCUAUCAAGACAACUAAAUGAGUUAACCCUCCACAUCUAUCAAGACAACUAAAGGAGUUAACCCUCCACAUCUAUCAAGACAACUAAAGGAGUUAACCCUCCACAUCUAUCAAGACAACUAAAGGAGUCAACCCUCCACAUCUAGCAAGACAACUAAAGGUGUUAACCCUCCACAUCUAUCAAAACAAUUGGAGCACCAGGCCAGCCACUCUUAAAUAGCACCUGGGCCAGCACAGGUGAAAUACCUUCCCUCUAACGAGAUGGCUUCCAGCAGAGGUGUAACACAUACUGACUAACGAGGUGACACCAAUCGGUGCGCCCUACGUGCUAACGAGCUAUACGUGCUAAAGACCAACCUCAAAACAUAAAUGGAAAAACCAAAACCUAUAACACCUUCCCCCUUAAGACAACAAAUAUAUCCUAUAUUUUUGUUAGACAAGUUUGCUUACCACCAACAGAAAGCAACUUCCAUUGCACAACAUAAUCAACUUAAAUGCGUCGCCUUUUCCAAUGUAAACAUGGCAUCUACUGGCUGUCAACAAUUAAAUACAAGACAAAAAACACUUAUUUUGUAUUUUAUAUAUAUAUAUAUAUAUUCUUAUAUAUUGUAUAAGAAUAUAUUGUAUUUUUCUUCUUCUUUUUUUAAUUUUUCUUCUUCUAUAGUUCAAACUCACAGAUGACCAGCUUGUUGCGUGCUUCUGGUUCUUACCUUCAAACUCCCAGACGACCAGCUUGUUGUGUGCCUCUGGUUCUUACCUUCAAACUCCCAGACGACCAGCUUGUUACAUGCCUCUGGUUCUUACCUUCAAACUCACAGAUGACCAGCUUCUU
Molecule: messenger RNA, 25427 nt
Organism: Coregonus sp. 'balchen'
Lineage: Eukaryota; Metazoa; Chordata; Actinopteri; Salmoniformes; Salmonidae
Source: the annotation of a GenBank genome assembly